UGCCUUCGUCCAGUUGAUCCCUCCGCUUCCACCUUCUCCCCUCCCCUUCUCCGUAGGGUUUAGCGGCGGGAGGAGAGGUCUCCGGAUGGCGUCGUCCGACGUGUGGGGCGACGACCCGGCCGGCGGGGAGUGGACCACCGUCACUCGCUCCGGCCGGCCCAGCCACGCCGGCGCGGCCGGGCGCUCCCCCAACGCCAAGCGGGCCGCUCCCCGGCCCCCCAAGCCGGCCGCGCCGACGGUGGUCGAGGUCGGCGAGGGGCUGGCGGGGCUCGACGUCGAGGGCGCCAGCCGGACAGGGAGGCUGGACAAGUACGACAUACCGGUGGAGGUGAGCGGCGACGGCGCGCCCGCGCCGGCGGACGGGUUCGAGCAGGCCGGGCUCGCGGAGGCCGUGCUCAGGAACGUGGCCAGGUGCGGCUACGACAACCCCACGCCGGUGCAGCGCUACUCGAUUCCGAUAGUGCUGUCCGGGAGGGACCUCAUGGCGUGCGCGCAGACCGGGUCCGGGAAGACGGCCGCGUUCUGCCUCCCUGUGGUGAGCGGGCUGGUGGCGGCGGCGGCGGAGGGAGGGCAAGGUGGCGGAGGGGGUCGCGGCGACAGGGAUGCGUACGACUACGACUACCGCCGCGCGGCGAGGCCACUCGCUCUCGUGCUCGCGCCCACCAGAGAGCUUGCAGCGCAGAUUAAUGAGGAAGCAAAGAAGUUCGCUCACAAAACUGGACUCAAAGUUAAGGUGGCCUAUGGAGGAACUUCAAUGGUUCAACAGUUACGUGAUAUAGAGAAAGGCGCAGAUAUUCUUGUUGCUACACCUGGGCGCCUUGUGGACAUGAUUGAAAGAGGAAAGAUCUCUCUUGAGGCAAUUAAGUACCUGAUAAUGGACGAGGCUGACAGGAUGCUGGAUAUGGGGUUUGAGCCUCAGAUAAGGAAGAUUGUUGAUGGGAUGGGUAUGCCACGAAAGUCGGUGAGACAAACUAUGCUGUUCAGUGCAACCUUCCCACCAGAAAUACAGAGACUGGCUUCAGACUUUUUGUCAAAGUACAUAUUUAUCACUGUUGGGAGAGUGGGUUCAAGUACUGACCUAAUUACGCAGCAAGUUGAGUUUGUCACUAACGAUGAGAAAAGAACCUACCUGAUAGAUCUCUUACAGAAACAAUCUUUCACUUCAUCUGAUGGCAAGCCUCAGCAGCCUCUAACAUUGGUUUUUGUGGAGACAAAACGAGAAGCUGAUUCAUUGAGGUAUUGGCUAUACAACAAAGGUUUCCCUGCAACAGCGAUCCAUGGUGACAGAACACAAGAGGAGAGGGAAAGCGCACUGAGAUCUUUCAAGUCUGGCUUGACCCCUGUCAUGGUCGCCACUGAUGUAGUCGCGCGAGGCCUGGAUGUUCCUAAUGUUGCUCAUGUCAUCAACUAUGAUCUUCCCAAGAGCAUAGAGGAUUAUGUCCACAGGAUUGGAAGAACUGGGAGAGCUGGAAAUGCUGGGAGUGCCACCGCCUUCUUCACUGAAUCCAACCACCCCAUCGCAAAGGCAUUACUGGAACUGAUGACCGAGGCAAAACAGAAUGUUCCUACCUGGCUAGAGGACUACGCAGGGAAGCCAUUCUAUGGAGGGUCAAGCUUCGGCGGAAGAGGCCGAAGGUCCAAUGGCGAUGGUGGCAGCAGCUUUGGUGGCAGAGAUUAUCGCGGCGGUUCCGGUGGCGGCGGCGAUCGCUACUCCGGUGGUGGUGGUGGUGGUGGUGGUGGUGAUCGCUACUCCGGUGGUGGUGGUGGCAAGAGCUACUCUGGUGGCGGUGGUGGUGACCGCUAUUCUGGUGGUGGUGGUGGUGACCGCUACUCCGGUGGAAGUGGUGGUGACAGCUACUCCGGCGGCGGUGGUGGAAAGAGCUACUCUGGUGGUGGUGGUGGUAGCAGAUACUCCAGUGGCGGGGGCUCCUCCAGGGAAAGUGAUCCACCUCCACGCUACUACCCUUCCUACCCCAUGGGGACAUCAAACAUCAGCGCCUCUGGCUGGGACUAGCCGCGUAGCACCCUCACUUCUCGGUGGUGCACAUACCGUAUAUAUUACUGCUACUAGCUAAAUUAUGUAACGGAACCAAGUAGCGCGUGGCACACCUGAUCUGAGCUCGGUGCCUGCUCGUCCUUUUUGCCUUGUCGAUGGCUGUGUUAUGGUGCACUCAUUGGGGUAGGUUGCAAAUGUUUUUGCUGGGAAGAUGGGAUUUCACAUGGAUGUGGUGGUGAUGAUGAGACUCCACUUGGUGCUUAGAAGUUAAAACUUGUUGGCUAUAUUAUCUUUUAAGAUCGACCUUGCCAUAUGUUUUGCAAAUGGAAGUUUUGUUGGGCUCACUGGCAUUUCGCAUGUUGUGGUCCGGUUAUGCUGGAAUGUCUAGUUGGACUACAUCGAUUUUGACUUUGCCUGUGUCCCUUUGUUGAAGUAGUAAUGCUGAAUGUUUUUGUUUUGCUUCUGUACA
Molecule: messenger RNA, 2465 nt
Organism: Triticum aestivum (bread wheat)
Lineage: Eukaryota; Viridiplantae; Streptophyta; Magnoliopsida; Poales; Poaceae
Product: DEAD-box ATP-dependent RNA helicase 52A
Exons: 7
Coding region: 86-2014 (642 amino acids)
Molecular function (GO): nucleic acid binding; ATP binding; RNA helicase activity
Source: RefSeq, a predicted model, not a curated record